Molecule: messenger RNA, 1447 nt
Organism: Grus americana (Whooping crane)
Lineage: Eukaryota; Metazoa; Chordata; Aves; Gruiformes; Gruidae
Gene: TAPBP
Product: TAP binding protein
Exons: 8
Coding region: 42-1385 (447 amino acids)
Biological process (GO): antigen processing and presentation of endogenous peptide antigen via MHC class I
Cellular component (GO): membrane
Source: RefSeq, a predicted model, not a curated record
UAGCGCUGGGCCGGGAAACGAAAGUGAAAGCGAAAGUGGCGAUGGCGGCGCGCGCGGCGCUGCGGCUGCUGCUGGCGGGGCUCUUCGUGUCGGGGUGGGGGGUGGCGGAUGUGGGGACCCCCCCGCCCCUCCCCCCGCUGCCCUGCACCCUGCUGGGACCGGGGGGGGGUGGGGCGCUGCCGGGGGCCCCCACUCAGCGCCAAGUCCGGCUCUGGCUGGGGGGGGGUCCCCAGCCCCCCCCGAACCCCGGCGUCCCCCAGGACCUGGAUCCCGACGCCAACUUCAACGUCACCGACCCCUGGGGUGCCCUGUCCUGGGUUUGGGGCCCCCCCUGGAUGCCCCCCGAGUGUGAACUGAACCCCACGGUGCUGGUGAGCACCCCCCCGCCCUGGGCCCCCUCCCUGCACCCCGACGCCCGCAGCCCCCCCGGCCUGGAGGGGUCCUGGUGGGUGGCGUCCCUGGGGACCCCCGGCUACGGCGUCACCGCGCUGCUGCAGGGACAGCCCCACCCCCCCACCGCCGUCACGGUGGCUCUCUCAGUCUUCACCUUGACCCCGGAUCUCAGGGGUCCCCCGGGGGUCCCCCUGGAAUUACACUGCGCCUUCACCGCCCCCCCCGGCCCCUUCGCCCUGGAAUGGCGGCACCAGGACCGCGGCGCCGGUCGUCGUCUCCUCGCCUACGACUCGGCCACCUCCCGCGUCCCCGUGGCCGUCCCCGGCGUCCAGCUGCUGUUGGGGCCAUCGCGACGACGCGGCGGCGACGACGGGGGGACGACGGCGACGACGACGACGGCGGCGGCGGCCACCGAGGUGACGCUGCGCCUGGACCCCCUGACCGUCGCCCAUCAGGGCACCUACGUCUGCUCUGUCUUCCUCCCCCACGGCCAGGCCCAGCAGCUCCUGCGCGUCCGCGUCCUUGAGCCCCCCAAGGUGACGCUGCGCCCCACGCCGCUGGUGGUGGCCCCGGGGACGCCGUCGGAGCUGCGGUGCGAGACGUCGGGGUACUUCCCCCUGGACGUGGGGGUGCGGUGGCAGCGUCACGCCGGGGACUCGGGGACACCGUUAGCCCUGGAGGACACCGUGAGCGAGACGUGGACGUCGGGUCACCGCCAAGGUCCCGAUGGCACCUUCAGCCGGAGCAGCGGAAUCCGUCUCGUCCCAGCGCGUCCCCAACAUCACGGGGACGUCUACACCUGCGUGGUGACGCACGCCGCGCUGGCCGUCCCGCUGCGCGUCCACGUCCGGAUGGAGGUGGCCGGUGCCACGGGGCCGGGCGUGGAGGACGUGGUGGGGCUCUGCCUGGUGGCCUUCGUCCUCUGCGGGCUCUGGCGCUGGCUCAGCCCCGCCCCCCUGCGCCCCAAACAGGACCCCAAGAAAACGCAGUGACCCCGACGCUGGAGCCCGAUGACACUGAAGGUCCAAAUAAAGGAGUUUUUCCCCAAAAAAAA